Molecule: messenger RNA, 798 nt
Organism: Rotaria sp. Silwood2
Lineage: Eukaryota; Metazoa; Rotifera; Eurotatoria; Philodinida; Philodinidae
Source: the annotation of a GenBank genome assembly
AUGCCUUAUCUUUAUUUUAUGCCUGAAUCACCAUUGUAUAUCUAUUCUAAACGACAAUAUGUUCAACUUGAAAGACUUUUACGACGAAUAGCAACUACAAAUAAACGAAAAGAAGAAGAUUGGUAUCCUGUUUAUCAAGAAUUUCUAAAAAAUCAAUCAUCUAAGUCAUUACAUGUUAAUGAAUUAACAUUUUCUCAAAAAGCGCAUAGAAUUGUUACACAUCGACCGACUGUUGUUAAAUUAUUAACAAGCGCAUUAAUUGGUUUUACAACACUGAUGCUUUAUAUAAAAAUAAGUUAUGGCUUAGCUGAAAUGAGUAUUUCACCAUAUUUAGGAAUACUUAUUGGUGCUGCUGUUGAAGCAGCUGGAUAUAUAACAGGUUCUUUACUUAUAUCAACAAGACUUGCUCGGAAAGGUUCAUUUAUUCUUAUGGCAACUCUAACAAUUAUUUCUGUUGUUCUUAUACCAAUUAUUUUGAAACAUAGUCCAAUUGCAACUGUAUUUAUUGCACAAUUUGGAAAAUUUGCCAUAUCAGGUACAAUAAUUGUAUCAUGGAUAUAUGUACCUGAACUUUUUCCAACAUCAAUUCGAGGUAGUGCUAAUGGAUUUUUUAUUGCAUUUAGUCGUAUUGGUGCUAUAAUUGCACCAAUUAUUAAUGCAUCUACUAGUAAUGAAUAUUUGCCUUACACAUUUUAUGUACCAGCAGGUUUAACUGUUAUUGUUGUUUUAUUAACAUUAUUUUUACCAGAAACAAGAUGUAAAGGUAUGGAUGACGAAGAAGAUUAUGCAAUAAAUUGA